Messenger RNA from Plasmodium reichenowi, 7038 nucleotides. RefSeq lists its product as hypothetical. The transcript is spliced from 2 exons. Lineage: Eukaryota; Apicomplexa; Aconoidasida; Haemosporida; Plasmodiidae. Bases 1 to 7038 code for a protein of 2345 amino acids. The record is from RefSeq and is a predicted model, not a curated record.
AUGACAACGUUCGAUAUUUAUAAUAAACGUUUGAAGAAGGAAAAACCUUGCUUCAAAUUAAAAAGAGAUUCUCCUUUAUCUUUUCAAGAAUGUAUUGAAAUAUGGUGUGAUAUCGAAUUAAUUAAAUAUAAUAUACAUGAUGAAAAGCUUUUAAAAAAGUUAAGAUACGAAAUAAAAGAAAUAAUUUAUUCAAAUAUAUUAUAUAAGACAAAAAAAAAUUUUCAACUUUUUCAUAUGUUUUAUAAUUUUAAAUAUAAUUAUAAUGUACAAUAUGUAACACGUCAGUAUAUGUUAACUUUAAGUACGAAGGGUGAUGAUACCUAUUAUAGUUUCCUAAAAAGGUAUUAUGUGGAAAAAAAAAAAAAUAAAAUAAAAUAUGGAAGCGUCGGUAAUUAUGAUAAUAAUAAGAACGAUUGUGAUGAUAAUACUUUUAAUUGUUCUGAAAAGGUUAUUAAGAAUAACACAUAUGAAUCAUAUAUAUACAACAAUAAUAAUAAUAAUAAUAAUAAUAAAACAAAUUGUGGUGAUAAUUUUAAGAGAAAAAACAAAGAAAAAAAUGUUGAUAACAUUAGUUACAACAAUAUUGUAAAAGAUUUUUUUGAUGUAUGUAAAUAUUCAAAGGAUUAUAAGAAAGAGAAAAUAUUUUUUAUGAGUAAAUUAUAUACAUGCAUGAUAUAUUAUUGUUAUAUAUUAAUAAAAAAUAAAUAUUAUCUUGAUUUUUUUUGUUUAUAUUUAUUAUUGAAAUCUUAUUUUUUCAUAGAUACUAUAAUAAUAAACAAGUAUAUAGUGUUAGAAAAAUUUACAUGUCAUAAAAAAUUUCUACGUCUUUUAUUUUUAUUAUGUAAUAUUUGUAAUGCUAAAGAUACAGAAGAAAAUUCUAAUAUAUAUAAUGAAGAAAGAAUACAAGAUACACAUAAUAAUAUAUGUAAUGAUUUAUAUUAUUAUAAUUGUACUAAUAAUAUAGAAGAUUCUUAUAGUUAUAAGAAUCCUAUAAAUAACAUCUCAUAUUAUCAUAAGAAUAAAAUACUAAAUAGAAAACAUUUUUAUUUAAUAAAUAAAAAUAAUAAUAAUAAUGAUGAUGAUGAUGAUAUAAAUAUCGGAAAUAUACAAUUUUUAUCUUUUAAUUUAUUAUUUUAUGUACCCCUCAAGAUAAAUUUUAAUGAAAUGAAUUUUAUAAAUUUUCAUACAUUAAAAUAUAAAUCAUUAUGUAAUUAUAUCUUAUCAUUUCAAAAUUCUUAUACAAGGAAAUUUUUAUUAAAUUUAAACAAAGUGAAUAAUAUAACUUUUAAAUGUAAAGAAUAUUUCUUUAAAAAAACAAAUUUAUUUACAGAAAAAAAAAAUAAUAACAAUAUUUUAUUUUAUAAUGAUUAUUUUCCAUCUUUACAAAAAAGAAAAAUUAAAUAUAAUAAUAUCUUUAAUCAUAAAACUAAUAUAGAUGAUGAACAGCAUACAAUAAAUAAUAUCCUAGUAUAUAAUUAUCAUCAAUCUAUGUGUUCACAAAAUAUGUAUAAUAUUCCAAAUAGCCAUUUUAAUGAAUAUGAGAGGAAAUUAAAAGAAGAUACACUUAACAACUUGAAUACAUUAUUCUCUCCAUUAACACCAAUACAAAAUAAUAAUAAUAAUAAUAAUAAAUAUAUUCAUGAGAAUUAUAAUCAUUAUGGGAAUCAUGUCACUAAUCUAUUUGUUGAUACCAAAAAAAUGAAAUCCACCUUUUUAUUGAACCAUAAAGAAACAGGAAACCCUUUUUCUCUUAAUAAUCGUAUUCUCCAAGACACAUCAUUUAAUAUCCAGAAAAAGAAAAAAUUUCAUGAUUUUAUUUUUAAUAAUAAUAAUUAUUGUUAUUACAAUAAAAUGUUGUCUUUCCAUAAAAAUGAUAUAUAUAAAGAUGACGAUGAUUUUAUAAAAAAUAUUCUAUACAUGCAUUAUUCACCUACAAAAAACAUGAACGACAUAUUCACAUCUUCUUAUAAUAAUAUAAUAACAAAAAAAAUAGGACACAACGAAAUAGUAAAAAAUAACAAAACAAUAAGAAAUACAUCUAACCAAUUUUUAAUCUCACCUUUUAAAAAAAAUGAAAAUUUUAUCUGGAAAAAAUCCUUUGUUAAUGAUACUAAUGUAUUAAAAAUAUUAGAAAAUAAUAUUAUCCAUACUAAAAAAGAAAAGUAUAAAAACGUUUUCUUAACAAUAAUUAAUAGCAUGUAUGUAUCCAUACACGCUAAUAUUAUUAAUAGUCUUAAUAAUAGAAUUGACGAAUACAGAUUUGUAAUAUUCAAUAGAUUCUCAAACAUAUGUAAUUUGAAAAAAAAUAAUUAUAAUAAAGAAAAUGUACAUACUAACAAAGAUUAUAAUAUAUGGAAAAUAGAUAUUUUAAAUUGUCUUCUUGGGUACGAAGGAAACAUAUUUAUGUCGGGAAGGAACGCACACAUGUUUAAAAGGAACAACGAAAGAAAAGGGGACAACAGAUAUAUGGUAGAAAAAAAGAAGAAAGAUAUUAAAGGUGUGGAAAGCAUAAAAAAUGGGGAUGAAUUCCAAAGAAGGAAUUACAAAAAUGGAUACGACGCUUCAGGAAACUCCAAAAAAAAAAAUAUACAUAUGAAAAAAGAAAUUAUCCAUUCUUACAAUUGUAAAAAAAAAAAAAAAAAAAAAAAAAAAAAAUCAGAAUGUAUUUACAUAAGUAAAGAUAUUAUUUGUAUUAAUAGCGAACUAGCCAUAUGGUUAAAAAAGAAAAACAGAAAUAAACUUUGUCUUUAUUUUAAGCCUUUACAAAAUUAUUUCUGUUCUAUGUAUUAUCAAAAUUAUUUACAUAUCUUUAUGUAUUUUUCAAAAAUCGGUACAUUUAUAAGAUAUAUCAAAAUAUUUAUUCUUGUGUUUACGAGAAUUAGAAAUAAUGAAGGAAGUACAUUUAAAAAGUUCAAAAUGGUUAGAAAAAGGGCAAGUAAUUAUAUAAGUCCUACAUAUGAAAAAAAAAAAUAUAAAGAAAAAAAUAAGAUGAAAGGAAAUUAUAAAAAUAUUGUACGAGAUGGAAAUAUACCGUUAGGUGAAAUUUUUGUUACAUAUAUUAAUUGUAUUAAAAAAUAUUUAUUAAUUUAUGAAAAUAAAAUAAGAAACAUUAUUAAUGAUAAGAAUGUAAAGAAUCCUUUACAUAUAUAUUUACGUAUAAAAAAAUAUGGUGAGUGUAUUGAAUUUUUAAAUUUUCUUUGUUCAUGUUAUAUGAACUAUAAAGUAAAGAGAAUGUUUUUUAAAGAACGUCUUAAUUUUUAUAAAUCACUUGAUAACGAUAUAUUGUUUUCAUCAUCUUUUAAUAAUAAUAUAUGUACAAAGAAUAAAAUGAUAAGAGAUUAUAAUAAUCUUUCGAAUAUUAUAUAUGGUUUGUCUCCUUAUAAACAUAAUAAUAAUAAUAAUAAUGAUAUGUUAUAUAAAAAUAUGAACUUAUGUUUAAAUGAGAAAGAUGAAUUUAAAAAAGUUUUAAAUGGUGAUAAUAGAAUGGUACAUAAUAAAGAAACACACAUUGAUGAAUUAAAUAAAAAAGGACAAGAGAAUUUCUUAAGAAACGAAAAUUGUGUAAAUUUCAAUUCUUUAUUUUUUUAUCCACGUGGUAAUGAACUAUUAAAUUAUAUUUAUAUUUAUUAUAAUCUUUUUGUUAAUACUCAAAAAAAGCACCUUACUAAAUUAUGUAAGUUUCUUUUUUUAAAAAUGAUAAAACCAUUCUUACAUUUCCUUUUUACAUAUGUAUAUAUGGGUAUAAAUAAAGAUUAUAGUUUCGAGUAUAUAAUUAAUACAAAUGAAGUAGCUCAUUUCUUUUUUAUUUUUCAUAAUGGAAAGCAGUAUUACGACCCCAAAUAUUUAUUGUCGCAUGUGUGUAUAUCUCUUCCGGUCUUUUUGAAUUAUUCUAUGGACGUCAUAUAUAAUACAGCACUCCUAUCAAGCAUUUUACGUGUAGCCAACGAAGAGUAUUUUUUUCUAGCCAUUCCAAAAAAGGACAAUUCAGAAAACGAGAAAUACACACAGAAGUAUGUUGAUAAAAGAAAUAAUAUGAUUAGUAUUAGCAGUAGAUGUAAUAUGGAUAAUGAAAAUGUUGAUAUUUUGAAUUUGUUGUUUUAUACCUCGAUGGACAAGAUAAGGAGCUUCUUACAACUUUAUAACAGCCCCCAAUAUAAAAAAACAAAAGAAAAAAAUGAUAAAUACGAAAACGUGUUUAUUAAAUACUGGAAUGAUGAAAAAGAAUGUGAAGUUGCUUACGAAAAAAUAAAACUUGAUAUUAAUAAAAAAUUAAAAAAAGACGUUUUAAUAUUUUACAAUAUGUUAAGUAAUCAUGUUAAUGGUAUGUGCAUAUAUGAAAAGAGAGCGUGGGAAAAUUAUUUUGAGGAAAAGAAAAAAAUAGAUCCAAAAAAAAAAAAAGUGGAUAAAAUAUAUGAAGUUGAAAUAAGAAAGAAAAAGAAUAAAAAAAAUAAGAAUAGAAUAAAUAAAUAUUCAUAUAAUAACAAAGAAUAUAUUUUAAAAGAUUUAAAAAAAUCUCAAAAAAAAAUAAAAAAAAAUAAAAAAAUAAUAAUUAAAAUAAAUAAUAAAUGUAAUAUGGAUAAUAUGGACAAUAUGGAUAAUAUGAACAAUAUGGAUAGUAUGAACAAUAUGGAUAAUAUGAACAAUAUGGAUAAUAUGAACAAUAUGGAUAGUAUGAAUAGUAUGAAUAAUAUGAAUAAUAUAUACAAUAUGAAUAAUGUUUAUAGUAGAAUAUUAAGAAAAUUUCUUAAUAUAAAUAAGAAACGAAAAAAUAAAUUAUUUUCAUCAUAUUUAAAUAUAUUAAAUGGUUGUUUACGUAGAACUAGAAGAAAAGAUAUGAUAAAAAAUAAUUUCAUUUAUAAUAAUAAACAAAAUAAUAAAGUAGUUGAAGAUAUAAAAGAAUUGUAUUCAUUAUCGAGUGUUCACAAUUUAAUAGAUAUAGAAUGUGGGUAUCAAGAAAGAAUGAGAAAGGAGAUGUUAAGAUUUGAUAUAAAUAUUGAGCACAAAGAGAAGUUAAUAAAUUCUUUUAAUUUUGUUUGUGUGGAUAAUAUAUCAUUGGGCUUAAAUAAUAAUAAAUCAUUGGAAAAUAAAAGAAAAAGAGUUGCAUACAAACCAUAUGGUAGUAGUAAAAAUAUAAACAUAAACAUAAACAAAAACAAGAAUAUAAAUAUAGAUAUAAAUAUAGAUAAAGGUAGUAACAUGAACAAUCAAUGUAACCAUCAAAGUAACGACCAGAAUAAGAAUAGGGAAGAUAUUCUUUACAAUAAUCAUUAUAAAUAUAUGAUAUAUUCUCAUAAUAAACAUAAUGAUAAAAGAGAACGUUUAAAAAAGAACUCUGAUGGUUUUGAAUAUAAAGAAAAGGCUUAUAGUUGGAGAAGAAAUUUUGAAAUAGAAAAUAUAAAUUAUUUUAUUUAUAGAAAUAUAUAUAGACCUAUUAAAUAUCACUAUGAUAUAACAAAUAAAAUUUUGAUAAAUUCAUUUUUAAUAAAUAUGAAUUUAUUAAUAUAUUUUUAUUUAUUGAAAUGUAUAUUAUUUGAUGAUAUGGAUGACAAUAAUAAUUUUUUAUGUAAUAUAUUAUUUAAUAAAAGAAAAAAAAUAAUUAACAAAAUAAAAAAUGAUGAUUAUAAUGAUGAUAAUUGUUGUGAUCAUAUAUAUGUUAAUAAAAAUAAACAUAUGGUACAAUAUUUUUUGAACAAAGAUUUUUAUACAUCAUGUAAUAUUAAAAAUAAAUGUGUAGAUAAAGAGAGAUUAUAUUAUACAAAUAUAUCGACUAUAUUUUUUUAUAUACAUUUUAAAAUAAAAGUUCCUAAACUAUUGAGAAUAUUUUUUGAUUAUAAAGUAGUUAAUUAUUAUAAUGAUAUUUAUAGAUUAACAUCUUUAUUAUAUUUUUCUUUAUUAAAUUUAAAUUAUAUAUUUUUAAUAUUCUCCACUUUAUGUCGUCCCACAAUUUUCCAAUGUCAAGAAUUCAAAGGAGGAAACCCCUCCACAUCAGAAGGCUUAAACAAAAUAGUACAAAAGAAUAAUGUUAGAAGGUUAAAAACGAACAAAUUGAAUAUAUAUAAAGAAAAAAAAAAUAUAAAUUUUAUUAAGAAUGAUUCUUAUAAGGAUGAUUAUAGAAAUGAUGAUGAAUAUAGUUAUGAUAGUAGUAACAGCACUCUAAGUAGUGAAAAUUUAGUAACGAACCAAACAUUUAAAGAAAAAGAUUUUAAGUAUAUGUAUAUAAUUAAUAAUAUUAAAGAUAAUCAUUUAUUAAAAAGCGAAGAUUAUAUAAAUUCAUGUCCAUGUUACAUAACAAAGAAUACAAGUAAUGUUUAUUUUAUAACUAAAGAAAAAUAUGUAAAUGUAGGGUUUCAUAAGAAUUUUAUACAUUUUAAAAAGUUAAAUAAAUUUCUUCAAAAUAUAAAAAUAUAUAAUGACACUUUAAAUGAUUUAUAUAAAAUAAGAUCAGAAAUGUAUUUUAUAAUAAAUACUUUAUAUGAUUAUUUAAUGUAUAUGAAUCUUUGUAAAAAUUAUUUUACCUUUUUUCAAAAAAUAGUAACAGUUCAAAAUUUUUACGAUUUAAUAAAAAUACAUGAAUCAUUUGUACAACAUAUAUUUAAAUUAUCUUUUUUUUCAAAUACAGAUUUGUCAUUUAUUAAAAUAAUAUUUAAUAUUAUAAAUACAGUAAAUAUAUUUAAAUACAUAAUGAAGAGUAUUAUCCCAUUGGGGGAAAAUAUGAAACAAUUAGAUGUAUUGAAAACAUGUAACAUAAAUACAUAUGAUGAACAUAUAUUAUUUAAUUCUGAAGAAUGUAAACAACAUGGUUAUUAUAAGUCUUUUCUUUUUUUAUUUGAACAAAAUUUUAAAAUUCUUGAACAUAAUAUUAUUCUUCUAACAUCUCAAAGAACACAAGAUUUUAUAAAAAAAUUCUACAUAAACAGGAAUCAUUUUAUUCAAUAUGUAAACAAAUUUAAAAAUACUGACCUUAGUUAUAUAUAUCAAAAAUUUUUUUUUAAUGAAUACUAUGCUCAUUUGUGUGACGAAAGUUACGAUACACCAUAA